AUGUACGCUCCGUUUUUCGAGGCUCCUCCAUCGCUUCUUUUCAAGCCCGACGGCUCUGUACUUUUCGAGUGUAUUUGCAGUGGCAAUCCAGAGCCAACUAUUCAGUGGUUCUUCAAAGAUAAGGAACUGAAAGAUGCCCGAUUCGUGCAGAAAAUCAAGAAGAGUGUCGGCAAGUGGACAGUCACAAUGAUUAUGAAGGUUGGUUCUACAAAGGCUUUGCUUGUAGUACUGCGGUGA
Molecule: messenger RNA, 237 nt
Organism: Cooperia oncophora
Lineage: Eukaryota; Metazoa; Nematoda; Chromadorea; Rhabditida; Trichostrongylidae
Source: the annotation of a GenBank genome assembly